Messenger RNA from Laetiporus sulphureus 93-53, 2054 nucleotides. RefSeq names its product thioredoxin-domain-containing protein. The coding region runs from base 135 to 1913 and encodes 592 amino acids. The transcript is spliced from 10 exons. Lineage: Eukaryota; Fungi; Basidiomycota; Agaricomycetes; Polyporales; Laetiporaceae. Gene Ontology annotation, molecular function: protein disulfide isomerase activity. The record is from RefSeq and is a predicted model, not a curated record. Gene Ontology annotation, cellular component: endoplasmic reticulum.
GCACUGACCAAGCUCACUCGCCACCAUCACCUCCUCGUCUUGUUCUCUGCAUUCAUCUUCCGCUCUCUUAUAUUUCUCUAUUCUACGGACUGGAAAUAUUUGAAGUGCAUUCGCGGAUGAAGGUUUCCAAUUACAUGCAGUUGCCGUCGGCGUUGCUCGUCGCAGCGCUCGCCCUCGGUGCAGCAUCCCUGCCUGUCGACUCGGUCGAGCUGCCCGGGGCGCUCACGCCUGACAACUUCCAGGAUACUAUUGCGCAUGGUGUCUGGCUCGUCGAGCACUUCUCCCCUUACUGCGGUCACUGCCGCAACUUUUCCCCAACAUGGAGGCAGCUCGUCGAGGCAAAUCAGAACCAGUCCGACCCAGGCAUACACCUCACUCAGGUGAACUGCGCCGUCCAUGGCGAUUUAUGCAGGCAGAAUCGCGUGGACGGCUACCCCCAGAUGAACCUUUACCGCGACGGUGACUUCGUCGAGGCCUACAAGCAGGCACGCACGUUUGAGUUUCUCACCGAAUACCUCGCCAAGCACGCGGAGCCCACCACCGUCCCUACUCCCACCGCCGUUGUCGAGCCUACUUUGGAGCCUACUCCCGCACCCGUGCCAGCGCCAGCGCUGCAGGUAAACGCACCACCCGAAUACCGUGAUGAUUCGCGAUUCAAAGUUCCCGCGAAAGAUUAUAACCCGAAGGGUGCCGUGCUGUCCCUGAGCGACGAGACCUUCCGCAGCGCCGCGGACGAGGGACAUCUCUUCGUCAAGUUCUUCGCACCGUGGUGCGGCCAUUGCAAGAAGCUUGCGCCGACGUGGACGCAGCUCGCGGGUGUGAUGCAGCACAAGCUGGCGAUAGCCGAAGUCAACUGUGAUGAGCACGCCGCACUCUGCAGCGCAGAAGGCGUAAAGGGAUUCCCUACGCUCAUCUACUAUGGCGGGCAGGGCGCCGGGCGCACCGAGUACAACUCCGGGCGCAAGCUCGAGCAACUGAAGGCGUUUGCGGAGAAAGUGUCGGGCCCACCGGUAAAGGAGAUUAGGUAUGAGGACUUCGCGGACACGCUCGCCAGUGAGCCCGUGCUCUACCUCUUUCUCCAUACUCCCUCGGACACACAGAGCAGGACGGAUGUGCUGGACGCAGCGCAGGUGCUCUUCGGCUCGCCCCCGUUGUACAUAUCGACCUCGCUACAGCUGUUCGAGCAAUUCUCUGUCCCCCAAGAUGCAGCGGUCCUUCUUGCGCUGAAAGAUCACGACUCCGCACCCGUUGCGACGUACACCCUGUCGUCCGAUGCGCAGGCCACGGCAAAGGAUGGGCUCGUGGAUUGGCUUCUCCGAAACCGCAUCCCAGCAUCUCUCGAGCUUGACUCGGACACAUUCCAGGAAGUCAUGAACGCGCCGCAUCACCCGCUCGUCGUGAUCGCUGCCGCGCCCAAAACUCAACUGGAUGCUACAGCUGCGAACGUGCGCAGCCUUGCGCGCCAGUGGCGUGCCGCGGGCGGUGACGCCGGCAUAACGUUUGUGUGGAUGGACGCGGAUAAAUGGGAGACCUGGCUCAAGAGCAUGUAUGGGAUGACGGCAGUCACGGAACCGACCGUGGUGCUGGCUAAUCACUCGCGUCUCGUGUACUACGAUGCUGACCAGCUCGGCGAGCGCAUCCAGCUCACGCCGACAAGUGUCUUCUCUGCGAUCACAGGCGCACGGAACGCGACGAUACCAUACAAGCAUUCCGCGAACAUCGUGGAGCGAAUGGCUCGUUACCUCAAUGGAAAGCUUACCUCUAUCCAGGCCUUCGUCACGACCUAUCCGUGGCGCACCGCCUUCUUCUUCCUCUCCGGCGUCAUCUUCGUCAUCUUCCUUCUCAAGCGCCUCUUCAUCGACGCGGAGCCGCGCGACUACUACAACGCUCGCAAAUCCGAUAGGCUUGAUUGAUAUCCUGUAUGUACAUAUAUAUAUAUCUACUCCUGCAUAUGGCACACGAGGUAGCUCCUUUUGCAGUGGUGAAGCGUGAACGAAAGCGAUGCUUGACAAUUUACCAGUGUCUGUCCAUGCUCAAAAAAUAGAAGCCAUGAC